This is a messenger RNA of Paramecium pentaurelia, 691 nucleotides long. Lineage: Eukaryota; Ciliophora; Oligohymenophorea; Peniculida; Parameciidae. The record is from the annotation of a GenBank genome assembly.
AAUGGCUAAUCAAUUAGAUACAAUUUAAUUUUCUAGCUAAAAAAAAUUUCAUUAGCAUAUUCCUUCAAUUGACUAUCAUAUAUAGAAUAAAGUAUAUUAAUACCCUUCGAAUUUUGACUAUCAUCAAAUCAAUAAAGAAAUUUAAUUCAUAGCAGAUUAUGCAUAAAAACUAAUAAAAACCACUUAAUAAACAUCGGAUAAAUAUAAAUACAUAAUUAGAAUUGCAGAAAUUAGUAUGAAAUCUAAAGAAGUAGAUAACAAUAAAAAAUUAUUGGAUGAUAUCAUUGAUGAAUUAACUAUCAUACUUGCUCACUGUUUGAAAUCAAAAACUGUGUAAUUAUUGCUUACUAGAUUAUUUUAGCUAUAUAAAAGAAAAUAAACAAACUUUAUUAAUAGUGAUACAAACAUCAAAAAAUUUAGGUUAUUUUUUAAUAACAAACCUAAUAAUCAAAAUAAUAUACUUUCCAAUUUAAUAGAGUCAACAAGAAUACAUACAUAAAAAUAAAUAUCAUCUUCUCCUACAUCUUAAUAUUAAAAUUCUAUAUUUAUUUAAAGAAGAGAUAGUAAUAUUUAGACUUAAGUUUGUAAAAACGAUGAUUUAUAAAAUUAAAAUGAUGAACAUCUACAAGCAAUAUUCAAUCCACCCUUAAGUUUUUAGAGAUAAAAAAACUAUUAGCUUUCAAAAUAUUGA